AUGGAACUAAACAAUACAAGAGCUCCACCGCAAGAACAAAUUCUUGCUAAUUUUCAAGCUGUAACUAGUAUGAAUGUUGAUGACUCAAUUAAAUUUCUUAUUAGAUACAAUUGGAACUUAAAAGAUGCACUCGAACAGCUAUACCGAGAAACGGGUGAAGGUAGUCGAACAUUAACCAGUCUAUGUAUUACGCAACACAACGAUCGACAUCUUGCUGAAACCAUUCAAAACAGAGAAAUUAGUUUAGGAGUCGAGCAGAACAUAUCCAAUAUUGUUGUGAUGGGUAAAGCCAAACGGAUUGCUAUUGUUGCUCACAAUAAUAAGAAAAACGAAAUGAUUGAAUGUCUGCGACCAUAUCGCAAUAUAUUGGCUGACCACAAAUUGUAUGGUACCGGUACAACUGGAGCAUUAGUAGAAAAAGAACUGGGAUUAUCUGUAUCUAAAUUUGAAAGUGGUCCUCUAGGUGGCGAUCAACAGCUAGGUGCAAAAAUCACUGCACGAGAGCUUGAUAUUCUUCUUUUCUUAAUUGAUCCAUUGGAUAAUCAUGUGCAUCAUGCCGAUGUAGCAGCACUUCUUCGUUUAGCUCAAGUUUAUGGUAUUGUCUGUGGUAUAACUGCUGCUAGCAUCGAUUUUAUACUAAGCUCAACAAAGAUGAAUCAACGUCAUGAACGACAAAUAAAUUUAGAUCAAUCAUUGAAUAAAAAAUAA
Molecule: messenger RNA, 708 nt
Organism: Rotaria socialis
Lineage: Eukaryota; Metazoa; Rotifera; Eurotatoria; Philodinida; Philodinidae
Source: the annotation of a GenBank genome assembly